AGCACGUAGCAGCUCAUGAAGAGUAGCAAGUGGCCAAAUCAUGUUGUCGAUACAUCAAGAGAUAUGCACUACCAGAAACCGGGAGCAAGCCACAGAGCCACCAGGCAACAGGACGGUGGUUGUCUCUAGAGGGGAGAAAAAGAAAGUAGGGGGAACACGGAUACCGUGUUCAAACUAUUAAAAAUAUAUUGUUUCUAAAAAGUACAUGUAUGGGUGCUUAUGUUAUUAUCUUUAAAAAAAUAAAAUUGUGAAAGUCAUUUGCUAAGAGUGGGAAUAAAGAACAACCAAACCUAGUCCCGAAUUUAAUUCCCCCAAACCAUGUGACCUUCAAAGGUUUAAUACAGAAGUUGUGUUAAGUCUGACAGCUUCAGUGCCCCACUGUUGACUUGACAUAAGAUGUGGCAAAGGUUUCCAUACCAUUCUGUAUUUCCACAAUCCGCAUGUAUGGGCUAGAUCCCUGUCAGAACUCCCACAGAUACAUUACUCCCACAAAUACUUUAGCAGCGAUUAUAAAUUACACCUGGCUACUUCGAACUGUUCCGGACCAGAAGAGAAACCACACAAACAAGUCAGUUUCAUCCUGCGUUGUUCCCCUGGCAACCAUAUUAAACUGCGAGGAUAAAGAGCCUUUGUCGUAGCUGCUUCUAUUGAAUUACAAUGUAAAUGUUGAUGCUUGCCUAGAAAUGUCAGCCGGCGACAGGCUUAUAGAACAGAUGCAGUAGUUGUUCGGCAGCGCAGGAAUCCCAGGCUGCGGAGUGAUGCAAGAGGCGCGCCCGGGCCAUCUUAAGAGUCUAUUCAACCGAAUCUCCUUUCUCCAUCAAAGCCUUGCCGCACUCCAUAGAUCCAGCUCGGGAAAGGUCGCUGACUAUUUGAAAACUGAAAACGACCUGCUAUCUUCUAUGCAUCAGGGCACGAGAAGAGUUUGUUGUGGAUAAGAAUGUCAACAAUGCAAUUACGCAAGAGACCCGGCAAUCUGUUUCUUUCCCACUCCUAGCAUAGCGUAACUCUAGUUCCCUGACUCUUCUGCCCGUCACACAGUUCUCGUCCAGCGGGUGUCAAGUGGCAGGUGGUGAACCGGCCAUUUGGUUCCGGGUGGCUUGUUGGUUUCUGGGUUCAGCCCUCGGUCGUCCUUCGGUUUGACCCACAGUACCUAGUGUCUGCAGGUGGUGCUCCCCACUCCUUCUCUCCCACCACCUCUACCCCAGCCCCUAGUCAGGGAAGAAAGUCGAGAGUGGGUAGAAGUCAGCUCGCAGAGUCUCCAGCGUGCCACCGCUCCACUCAGGUAAACUUCGCAGUGAGUGACCUGCACUUGGAGAAGGGCCUUACCUGAGCGCGCCUCUGCCAAUGGCAGCUCACCUGAGGCAGCUCCGCAGCCAAUCACCGCGCAGCUCGGCCCUCGGGCUUGUACCCUUUAGUGAAAGAAUUCAGCGCCGUGCGAGAAAGUUACCUGUGGCCGCCCAAGUCCGCCACUUUGCGCUCUGUGUCUGCCCCUUGCCGCGAUCCGGGAGGACUCCGCGCCGCCGGGCCGCCUCCGAGCGCGGGCCCCAUGUGAGGGCUCCCCCCCCCCCCAUCCCACCUUUCCGGCUAGGUGAGGGCGCGAGCGAGCGGGCGAGCGAGAGUGGUGAGGGGGGACGAAAGCAGAAUUACCUGUAGCUCUUGUUCUGCCAUCUCGGGCGCUCUCACACACCUUCACCUGCACAGACUUGAAAGUCCAGUUUCACCAGAGGCUGAGGCUCCAGGAAAAGGGGAGCGAGUUCAUUGGAUCAAACAUGUCACAAGAGUCGGACAAUAAUAAAAGACUAGUGGCCUUAGUGCCCAUGCCCAGUGACCCUCCCUUCAACACCCGACGAGCCUACACUAGUGAGGAUGAGGCCUGGAAGUCGUAUCUGGAGAACCCCCUGACAGCGGCCACCAAGGCAAUGAUGAGCAUCAACGGAGAUGAGGACAGUGCUGCUGCCCUGGGCCUUCUCUACGACUACUACAAGGUUCCUCGAGACAAGAGACUUCUGUCUGUGAGCAAAGCAAGUGAUAGCCAAGAAGACCAGGAUAAAAGAAACUGCCUUGGCACCAGUGAAGGCCAGAUCAAUUUGAGCGGAGGCGAGAACCGAGUGCAGGUUCUGAAGACUGUCCCAGUGAACCUUUGCCUAAGUCAAGACCACAUGGAGAAUUCCAAGCGCGAGCAGUACAGCGUGUCCAUCACCGAGAGCCCGGCCGUCAUCCCCGUGUCAGGCAUCACGGUGGUGAAAGCCGAGGAUUUCACGCCUGUGUUCAUGACGCCCCCGGUGCACUAUCCCCGUGCGGAUGGCGAGGAGCAGCGCGUGGUUAUCUUUGAACAGACUCAGUACGACCUGCCCAUAGCCAGCCACAGCUCCUAUCUCAAGGACGACCAGCGCAGCACACCUGACAGCACCUACAGUGAGAGCUUCAAGGACAGCACCUCUGAGAAAUUUCGGAGUGCUUCUGUUGGUGCUGACGAGUAUACGUAUGACCAGACGGGGAGUGGUACGUUUCAGUACACCCUGGAAGCCACCAAAUCUCUCCGUCAGAAGCAGGGGGAGGGCCCCAUGACCUACCUCAACAAAGGACAAUUUUAUGCCAUCACACUCAGUGAGACUGGAGACAACAAAUGCUUCCGACACCCCAUCAGCAAAGUCAGGAGUGUGGUGAUGGUGGUCUUUAGUGAAGACAAAAACCGAGAUGAGCAGCUGAAAUACUGGAAAUACUGGCACUCCCGGCAGCACACCGCCAAGCAGAGGGUCCUCGACAUUGCUGAUUACAAGGAGAGUUUCAACACCAUCGGGAACAUUGAAGAGAUAGCGUACAAUGCUGUGUCCUUCACCUGGGAUGUGAAUGAGGAGGCAAAGAUUUUCAUCACCGUGAAUUGCUUGAGUACAGAUUUCUCCUCCCAAAAGGGUGUGAAAGGACUUCCCCUGAUGAUUCAGAUCGACACAUACAGCUAUAACAACCGCAGCAAUAAACCCAUCCACAGAGCAUACUGCCAGAUCAAGGUCUUCUGCGACAAGGGAGCAGAAAGAAAAAUCCGAGAUGAAGAGAGAAAGCAGAACAGGAAGAAAGGGAAGGGCCAGGCUUCCCAAACCCAGUGCAACAACUCCUCUGAUGGGAAGAUGGCCGCCAUACCGUUACAGAAGAAGAGUGACAUCACUUACUUCAAAACUAUGCCCGACCUGCACUCACAGCCUGUGCUCUUCAUACCAGAUGUUCACUUUGCCAACCUGCAGAGGACCGGACAGGUCUAUUACAACACUGAUGAUGAGCGAGAAGGUAGCAGUGUCCUCGUUAAACGGAUGUUCAGGCCCAUGGAAGAGGAGUUCGGUCCAACACCGUCUAAGCAGAUUAAAGAAGAAAACGUAAAACGAGUGCUUUUAUAUGUGAGGAAGGAGAACGAUGACGUGUUCGAUGCUCUGAUGCUGAAAUCACCCACGGUGAAGGGCCUGAUGGAAGCGCUGUCUGAGAAGUACGGGCUGCCGGUGGAGAAAAUCACAAAGCUUUAUAAGAAGAGCAAAAAGGGCAUCCUGGUCAACAUGGAUGACAACAUCAUUGAGCACUAUUCAAAUGAGGACACCUUCAUUCUCAACAUGGAGAGCAUGGUGGAAGGCUUCAAGAUCACACUGAUGGAGAUCUGAGCCCGGAGUCCCCUCGACGGGAAUUUUCGAUGCACUCCUUCCUGGGAGAGAUGGCAUCUCUGCCACCCCAGAAACUGGAGACCCAUCUCACCCACCUCACAAGACUGUUACAAGACUGCUGGGAAGGGGGCGGGGCCCAAGGCCCGGUAACAGACUUCCUUCGACUCUUCCACUUGUUCCCCACGGAGCUGAAGCCUGAGCCCCUCAGCAAAUUUCUUUGAGCCUGGUAGGCCCUUAUUUAUUGCCCAUUUUCCCCCCCAAGAGCCCUCCAGGACUCUCAAAGUUACCGACAGCUCCAUGUGAGACCUCCAGAGUUCCCCUUCAAGGGAAACAGCAAGUCCACUCAUCUCGAGCCUGGGGAACUGAUGUGUCCUCUUUCUUACCUCUCCACGUUUCGUGAGUGGAUGGACCAGACAAGCUGCUGCUUGGUGUAGUCGUCAUGGAUAGGGUAAGAAGGACACCAGUUUACUGGCCCCAAACCUUCAGAUUGCUCUGAGGAAGGUCAUUUUGCUAAAUACCUCCAGGGGACUCUCAGCAGAUAGCCACUGGGCCUUGUAUGGAAGACAUUGUGCUGCCAUGUCAGCGAUAAGGAACACAAGAGUAUACCUGAAGACCAUGUACAUACCUUGUACAUAAUAUUGCAAUAAUAUAUUUUACCUAUGGUUUGUGGGCAUGUUUACUGCCAUUGGCCUGGAGGAGACAUACCUGGAGAUUCAGAGCAUUCUGUUCUAUGUAAGAGGAGGUUAGGAGAGUGGCCUUUGGGAUGUCAUGUGACAGUGAUGGUGAUGAAUGCCAGGAUGGACUCUGCAUUGGGAGGACUUAUUUCCCCCAGAGCCCUCUCUCCUCAAACACCACUCUCCCUUGACGUCAUCAAGUUUUAUCUCACAGUGGUAAGUUGUCUCAGCCAGUCCUUUGAGCUGUCUGGGAAAGGCCAUACUGUCGGUGCCUUCUCUAGCUUUGGUAUGGGGCAUCUCUUGAGCCUUGUGCAAGGUCUCUGCAAAGAUUCGCACUGGGGCCCUGUCACUGGGACCUGCUGCAGAACUGCUUGACUGACAUGGGGAUCCUGGACACUGUAGUGCCUCAUAGUUUACAAGCAUGUCCUUCAUCUCAAGUGGCCCCUUUAAAAACCCAACUGCAGCUUUGUGAAUUGAGCCAGCAGCUCUGCUAGGCUGUGAACAGCAGACAAUGCUUCAGCUUGCUUCUGAUGGGAAGAAGUGAGGCUAUCCACCCUGGCUGUGGAGAGCAUGGGAGCCCUUGCACUUCUGAAACCAACUCUGGGAGGUGUGCUGGAGAGCCAAGGCUGUUUCAUCUUUUCCUUGCCCUUGGAAGAUCAAGAGAAAAUGGCUUACCUGAACAGUCACGAAAGCAUGCCCAUUGUGGGCCUCCAUUCUCUUUUAGAGAACAGGUCAGUAGCUGUUAGGGUUAAGGACUGGUAUGUGCCCUGUCAUUCAGCACUAGUUUGGAUAGCAGGCACAUCCUACCCCAAGGCCUGGAUAAUGGAACAGCUUCUAUGGAAAGGUCUAAAAUUUGUGAAGCACUUUUGAUGUCUUACCUGGAGGCUCUGCUCUCCGGCCCCUGCCUUCUUGCUCUACCUGCCCCCAAGGCCCAGAGCAGCUGAGGCUGACUCCAGCCCAAUUAUUGCUCUUCAAAGCUGCAGAAAAACUGAAUGGGAUGGAGAGGAGGUGCCUGUAACCAAGAGGAUCCCAAAGGAUAGUAGGGGGCACCUUUCUGAGAGCCCACUGGACUCCUUGUCCUUCUUUGUGUUGCCAAAGGUUAGCAUCCUGGGCUCUGCUCUAUUCCAGCCCUGCACUCCAAAUGCCACGCCUUGAAACUAGCAACCUGGGGAUCCUCCGGGGUACUAGCGGGUCUCUGAUCUAAGAUGGACAAACUCAGUGUUGGAAAUACAUGCUCUAUUCGCUUCCUGUGCCAUAGCACUUGGGGCUAGCUGUAAACAUGAUUGGCAGACCUUAGAGGUGGGCUUGGGAUUUCAGAUCAGGGAGACAGAGCUGUAGCAACCGAACAGGCUAUCAGCUCUUCUCUCUAGUCUUUCUGGAAAAUUGCUGGUCUGCUCUGGGACAGAAGACAAGCCAGAGCCAGCUUUCCCUCUGUCCUGAGUCCCUACAAUCCAUGAGAUAGCCAUUGCCAGAACAAGGGAUAGGAAGUCACAAAGGAGCAGUAUAGUGUCAGGUCCAGGAGUGUCUGUUGGUGGAUUUCCAUGCAUCUCAUUUCUCACUGUGUUGGCUGUGAGCAUCAUACCCUGAACAAAAACACUCCAGAAAGAUAGAAAAGUUUGCCUUGUCCUGAAUUAAUCUCAUCCAAACAAAGAACUUUUUUAUUUUUUAGUAAUCUAUAAAAGAUGGGGGACACAUGAAGCAGGUAUUUCGUCCUAUGUCCCCACAUCAUUGAAACUUCCUCAGUGUUUAGAAGUUGGAACCAAUAGAAAAAUACACAGUGGGCUGUCAUCUUGAAAUUGGUUCCUAAAAGACUAAGGCACAUCCCAAUGCAGAAACCUGGGAAGUUUGAAAUGAAUUAAACAUUUAUUGUCCCUCAUAUUUUAACAGUCAUGAAAAUGCAACAGGAAAAGAGGGUUUGUGCCAAAUUCUAAGAAUGGCCCUUUCUGAAGGGGGAGACAAGCAGGGGGAGACUCAUGUGUACAAUCUGCUCCCACAUUAAAAAAAAAAAAAGUAAAUGUAACUUAAUAGUUUUGUAAAUGGGAGAGGGGGAAUCUAUAAACUAUAAAUAUGUUAUUUUAUUUUUUGUACAUUUUUAAG
This is a messenger RNA of Arvicanthis niloticus (Nile rat), 6415 nucleotides long. RefSeq names its product grainyhead like transcription factor 2 (gene Grhl2). Gene Ontology annotation, cellular component: nucleus. The record is from RefSeq and is a predicted model, not a curated record. Lineage: Eukaryota; Metazoa; Chordata; Mammalia; Rodentia; Muridae. Gene Ontology annotation, biological process: regulation of transcription by RNA polymerase II; brain development; neural tube development. Gene Ontology annotation, molecular function: RNA polymerase II cis-regulatory region sequence-specific DNA binding; DNA-binding transcription activator activity, RNA polymerase II-specific.